UUUUUUGCAGUUUCCCCCUAAUAAUUUUGGAUGUAAAGGUUUUCCUUAAAUUGAAGUAUAAAAAAGUCUUCAUCAACACUCAAUAAUAGAAAUGGCGGGUUCAAGAAUUUGAUUAUUCCGAAAUCAAAAAACAAAAAACCUUCUUCUUCAACACUCGGUCUCACUGGCCAGAGCUCACUCUUGUCGUACUUUUUUACAGAGAGAAACUGCGAAGAAUAAUUCGAGGAGAGAGAAAUUAUCCAUUAAAAUGGACUCGAUUCCUUCAUCAACUGCACCAACUACACUACGGUGGAAUUUUGAAAGACCUUUCUUAACUGGUCGAUUUCAUCAGGAGGUUAAGGAUUCAUCUCUUAAUUCAGAAAUCAAUGGUUUCUCCAUCGAUUCCUUCAGUUCAGAAGUGGAGAAAGUUAUUGGAUAUUAUCAUGCGUCUGUUCAGGAACUCAUUGUUAUCGACGAUCUUCUUUCUGCUAUGGUUGGAAUUGAAGGGCGCUACACUUCUAUUAGAAGAAUCUGCGGCAAGGACAGCGAAUUUACCUUCCAAGUUGAUGCAUCUAUGGACUUGGCUCUCCAAGAGUUGGCGAAGCGCAUAUUUCCAUUGUGCGAAAGUUAUCUAUUAAUUGAUCAGUUCGUUGAGUCAAGAUCACAGUUCAAGAAGGGGCUGGUUAAUCACGCCUUUGCAGCUGCACUUAGAGCACUUCUUCUGGAUUAUCAGGCCAUGGUGGCUCAACUUGAGCAUCAAUUUCGCCUCGGUAGGCUUUCAUUGCAGGGAUUGUGGUUUUAUUGUCAGCCAAUGAUGGGAUCGAUCAAGGCUUUGUCAUCUGUGAUCCAGAAAGCUUCAUCAAAUGAUUAUGCAGGUGUAGAUGUUCUCAACCUUUUGCAAAGCCAGGCCAAAGCCAUGGCUGGUGAUCAUGUGGUAAGAUCAUUGCUAGAAAAGAUGGCCCAAUGUACAAGCUCAGCAUAUCUCGAGAUUCUGGAAAGGUGGGUUUAUGAAGGUGUGAUCGAUGAUCCUUAUGGUGAAUUCUUCAUAGCAGAAAACAAAUCUCUGCAAAAGGAAAGUCUCACCAUGGAUUAUGAUGCAAAGUAUUGGCGACAACGGUAUAGCCUCAAAAGUAGCAUUCCUAGCUUCCUUUCUGAUGUUGCUGGGACAAUUUUGACAACAGGGAAAUAUCUGAAUGUCAUGAGGGAAUGUGGCCAUAAUGUUCAGGUUCGAGUGUCAGAAAAUUCUAAAUUGCGGAAUUUUGGUUCAAACCAUCACUAUCUUGAAUGUAUAAAAUCUGCAUAUGAUUUUGCCAGCGGUGAGCUGUUGAAUCUCAUCAGAGAGAAGUACGAUCUGAUGGGAAAACUGCGAUCGAUAAAGCACUAUCUUCUACUUGACCAGGGCGAUUUUCUUGUACACUUUAUGGAUAUAGCUCGAGAGGAGCUGAACAAAAAAAUGGAGGAAAUCUCUGUAGAGAAACUGCAGUCACUUUUGGACUUAGCUUUGCGAUCCACAGCAGCAGCAGCAGAUCCUUGUCAUGAAGAUUUGACAUGUUGUGUUGAAAAAUGUACUUUGCUUAAAAGGUUGAGCAUGCUCAAAGAUCUUGAAAUUAGCAAAGCUAUAUCUGAUAAUGAUCUUGAGGAACCAGGAAGCAUUACUGGCCUGGAGACAUUUUCCUUGAGUUACAAGGUACAAUGGCCACUCUCCCUUGUUAUCUCGAGAAAAGCCCUGACCAAGUAUCAGUUAAUAUUUCGUUUUCUGUUUCAUUGUAAACAUGUCAGCCGCCAGCUUUGUGGGGCCUGGCAAAUGCACCAAGGAGUUCGUACUGCUAAUUUAAAGGGAACUGCUAUCUCUCGUUCUUCCCUUCUCUGUAGAAGCAUGCUUAAGUUUAUCAAUAGUCUUCUUCAUUACCUAACAUUUGAGGUUCUUGAACCCAAUUGGCAUGUGAUGAACAACAGGCUGCAAUCAGCGAAGAGUAUAGAUGAGGUUCUCCAGUAUCAUGAUAUAUUUCUUGAGAAGUGUCUAAGAGAAUGUAUGCUGCUUCUUCCCGAACUUCUCAAGAAAAUGGAGAGACUUAAGCUUAUAUGUCUUCAGUACGCUGCAGCUACUCAAUGGUUGGUAUCUUCUUCUAUCGAAAUUGCUGAACCAUCAGAGUUGGGUAAAGAAUCAAAGUUCAGAACUUCAUCCAAGGCACUUAAAUUCACAGAAAAUGCAAAUGUUACAGAGUCUGUCUUGAAAUUUGAGAAAGAAUUCAAUGCCGAACUUCAAAGCCUUGGGCCAAUUCUGAGCAGUCAUUCGCAAGCAGAACCAUAUUUGACUCAUUUAGCACAGUGGAUUCUUGGAGUUGGAAACGAACAGUAAGUUUGUGUACAUAGGCAAAUCAGCAAGUAUUGAGUUUUAAGCAUUCGAGCUUGCACAUGUUCUUGGUGUUGGUGUGUCAUUGUUUUGUUUGAUUAAAAAAGAACAAGAGAACUUGUAUUAAGAUCCGUAUUUAAAGGGAGGAUUCGGAUCCGAAUCCACGGUCCAAUUUUUCAAGACCCAGAUCCGGAUUUCGGGUUUGGGAAACUCUACCGAACUUCUCAAGGUAAAUCACUAAAUCUUGUAUAUUGAUUGAAUUUUUA
Messenger RNA from Amaranthus tricolor (Joseph's coat), 2598 nucleotides. Its product is annotated as gamma-tubulin complex component 2. The transcript has 21 exons. Gene Ontology annotation, biological process: mitotic cell cycle; spindle assembly; cytoplasmic microtubule organization. Gene Ontology annotation, molecular function: gamma-tubulin binding; microtubule minus-end binding. Gene Ontology annotation, cellular component: equatorial microtubule organizing center; centrosome; spindle pole. Lineage: Eukaryota; Viridiplantae; Streptophyta; Magnoliopsida; Caryophyllales; Amaranthaceae. The record is from RefSeq and is a predicted model, not a curated record. Bases 248 to 2338 code for a protein of 696 amino acids.